AGGACAAAACCAACGCGCUUAAUAUACCACAUCAAUCCUCCAAGAGCCAAACCAAUCGCAAGAGAACACUCCUCCUACUCGCAUUUCAUUGCGGAGAGUUUCUCUAGUUGAGCGUCGCGUCUCACAAAUGGCCGUGUCUUCGUGUCCGUGUCCCAAGUCCUUCGCCGCCGCCUUAUCUCAUUCCUUCGAGUGCCGUUCCGAUCCGUCCGGCACGGGCCAUCCGAGUCACGGCCGGUUUUCCCGCCGAGUCAAUUCAGUUCGUCAUGGAACUGCUUCAUUUUUCGGCGGCGGAAUGUCAUCUCUGAUAUUGAAGUUCCCUCCCAACUUUGUGCGGCAGCUCAGCACCAAGGGCCGCCGGAAUUGCAGCAACAUCGGCGUCGCACAAGUCGUGGCGGCUUCGUGGUCCAACAAUUCCUCCGCAGGUAUUCCCUCGGCGGCGGCUAACGCAGCCGCCGCCGCAAUCCCUGCUGCCGAGCCGGUCGAGCUGAUUACCGGCGAUGAGGUAGCGGUGGUUGAUGGGCUUAAGGAGAAUGAACAUGUACAGUUGGACGAUUUGACUAACGAUUUGAAAUACUCAUCGUUUUUGAGCUCCGAUGGGAGCCUCGCAAUUCAUGCUGGCGAAAGAUUAGGUCGCGGUAUUGUUACCGAUGCAAUUACGACCCCAGUGGUUAAUACUUCUGCAUAUUUCUUCAAGAAAACUGCUGAGCUUAUUGAUUUCAAGGAGAAACGUCGAGCUAGUUUUGAAUAUGGUCGCUAUGGAAAUCCAACCACAGUGGUCGCAGAAGAGAAGAUAAGUGCGCUUGAGGGGGCUGAAUCAACUUUGAUUAUGGCAUCUGGGAUGUGUGCUAGUACAGUCAUGCUGAUGGCCUUGGUUCCAGCUGGUGGGCAUCUUGUGACGACCACAGACUGCUAUAGAAAGACAAGGAUAUUCAUUGAGACUAUUCUUCCUAAAAUGGGAAUCACGGCCACCGUGAUUGACCCUGCAGAUGUGGAAGCUCUUGAAUCUGCACUUGAAAAGAACAAUGUUUCACUUUUCUUUACAGAGUCACCCACCAAUCCAUUAUUCAGAUGUGUUGACAUUGAGUUGGUUUCAGAGCUCUGCCAUAGAAAAGGGGCAUUAGUUUGCAUAGAUGGUACCUUUGCAACCCCUCUUAAUCAGAAGGCCCUUGCUCUUGGUGCUGAUCUUAUUCUGCACUCUGCAACAAAGUUCAUUGGUGGCCAUAAUGAUGUGCUUGCAGGAUGCAUAAGUGGUUCCACAAAGUUAGUUUCAGAAGUUCGUAAUUUGCAUCAUAUUUUUGGUGGUACUCUUAACCCGAAUGCUGCUUACCUGAUCAUCCGAGGCAUGAAGACAUUACAUCUUCGUGUACAGCAACAGAAUUUAACAGCAUUGAGGAUGGCCAAAGUUUUAGAGGCACAUCCUAAGGUGAAGUGUGUUUAUUAUCUAGGCUUGCCUAGUCAUCCCGAACAUCACAUUGCCAAACGGCAAAUGACCGGCUUUGGUGGUGUGGUUAGUUUUGAGAUUGAUGGAGACUUGAUGACCACCAUAAAAUUUGUGGAUGCUUUGAAAAUCCCAUAUAUUGCCCCAUCUUUUGGUGGCUGUGAAAGCAUUGUGGAUCAGCCAGCAAUAAUGUCCUACUGGGAUCUUACCCAAUCAGAGAGGGAAAAGUAUGGGAUCAAAGAUAACUUGGUUCGGUUUAGCUUUGGAGUUGAAGACUUUGAUGAUUUGAAGGCUGAUAUACUUCAAGCCCUGGAGAAAAUAUAGGGUGGUGCAUCAGGACAACUUGGUGAGGUUCAGCUUCAAAAUCGGCGCUUUGGAGAUCUGUAGGAUGAAUAGUCUAUGCUUGGAGAAUAUAUGAAGCGCAUCAUCUAUCUUCUUUUUGUUUUUUUGGUCAAUUUCGGUUAUUUGGUGGUUCAAUUGACGUUUAAUCACCAAAUUUAUGUUUCAGUUUGGUUGACAGAUCGUUACUUUUAUUCAUGAAUAAAAAUAAAAACCUUAUUUGUUUUCA
Molecule: messenger RNA, 2006 nt
Organism: Hevea brasiliensis (rubber tree)
Lineage: Eukaryota; Viridiplantae; Streptophyta; Magnoliopsida; Malpighiales; Euphorbiaceae
Product: cystathionine gamma-synthase 1, chloroplastic
Exons: 11
Coding region: 128-1762 (544 amino acids)
Biological process (GO): transsulfuration
Cellular component (GO): chloroplast
Molecular function (GO): cystathionine gamma-synthase activity; pyridoxal phosphate binding
Source: RefSeq, a predicted model, not a curated record